Messenger RNA from Lasiosphaeria miniovina, 943 nucleotides. RefSeq lists its product as uncharacterized. NCBI's taxonomy places the organism in Eukaryota, Fungi, Ascomycota, Sordariomycetes, Sordariales, Lasiosphaeriaceae. The record is from RefSeq and is a predicted model, not a curated record. The coding region runs from base 220 to 843 and encodes 207 amino acids. The transcript has a single exon.
AAUGACUAAUCGGGUAUGGUGUAACGGUAACAUCAGUGACUCUCACUCACUAGCCCCGGGUUCGAUUCCCGGUAUCCGAACAUCUUUUUGAUUCCAUUGUCAUCGGUCUUUUCUCAUCCAAUUUUUACGUUCCCUUUUGUUCCGAUCAAAGUGCAAUCCCGCAGUUUUUCACUUUCCAUUUCUACUCGAUAAAUCGCUAGCUAUCCGUGCAGCACAAACAUGCCACCUACCCUCCUCCCCCACACAACAUCCAAUCUCGAGAUGAUGCCGUUGGCGUACAGCACCCGCAGCCCCUGUCAACAUGCUGCCCGCCGACGCAAACCCGAUGCUAUGCAUGCUCCAGCCCACGUCGAUCCAGUGUCAAGCGCGUUGAAGGGCUGCGCCGUCAUGUCGGAGCCCUCUGAUGAGUCCUCGGCUGUCACCGACGUCGCCAGCGCCAGCGACGCCACCACUGCCAUCCCCGUCGCCGCGUCGACGCCCUCGCGCACCCGCACCUCGACCAUUAGCUCCGGCCGGGCGGCCGCAAGAUCCCACGCCGCGCUCGCUUCCCCGUUACAAGUCCCGUGCGUCCGCGCAUCGCCUUUCGCGUGCGUCACGCGCAGCCCGCGCACUAUCCCACCCGCCGCCCACGCCUCGAUCUGCUGCGGCCGGGACGUUGCGUCCAGGUCGCCGAGGUCGUUGGUCAGUGCCGCGAGCAAGUGCACCGCCUUUUGCGCGUACGCCCCCGCGACGCCAGCAGACGCUUCGCUUUCCCGCGUAUACUGUCUUGGCACCUUUCUCACAUCGUGCAGUGCAGGUCCGGGCUCGCGGCCGAACUGCUCCUGGCGCCGUUUGCGCGGCUGAAUCGGUAUGUUGAGUGUGUUGGGCUGCGUUCGGUCGGAUCUCCUGAGCGAUUAUCAAUUGUGGCGGUUAAGCAGUUCCUGUGGCUAUUGUUGAAUUGUCG